AUGACACUGAGUUCCUCUCCGCGAGUCAUUCCCCAGAGUUUCGCCGGAUCAGGCCUGGACCUGGACCAGGACCAGAGCUAUCCUUUCUUCUUUCGGGAGAUCAUUCGAGCCCGACGACAAGUGACACUGGAGUUAGUGCGAGUCCAGCCUCAUCUGGUACAUGACAUGAGCUGGCCUGAAGUCCACAAGACCACAAGGGGCAUGGCCAAACCUGAAGCCAAGAACCAUACAGAGUCCAAAGCCGCCAAUCAGAACGCACCGCAUCGCAGAGUCUUAGAUGACAACCUGGGAGUGAAAGACGAAAUGGAGGAGCUUGCGAGGCUGCAGGAGCUUGCGAGGCUGCAGGAGCUUGCGAGGCUGCAGGAGCUUGCGAGGCUGCAGGAGCUUGCGAGGCUGCAGGAGCUUGCGAGGCUUCAGGAGCUUGCGAGGCUGCAGGAGCUUGCGAGGCUGCAGGAGCUUGCGAGGCUGCAGGAGCUUGCGAGGCUGCAGGAGCUUGCGAGGCUGCAGGAGCUUGCGAGGCUUCAGGAGCUUGCGAGGCUGCAGGAGCUUGCGAGGCUGCAGGAGCUUGCGAGGCUGCAGGAGCUUGCGAGGCUUCAGGAGCUUGCGAGGCUUCAGGAGGCCGAGGAGUCGGAGGAGCACAUGGCCACCCAACAGGAGGACCAGGUGCAAGGCCUUUGUUCUCACUGUGGGAGAGAGAGGAGCAGGAGGAGAGAGAGGAGAGAGAGGAGCAGGAGGAGGAGAGGAGAGAGAGAAGCAGGAGGAGAGGAGGAGAGAGAGGAGAGAGAGGAGCAGGAGGAGAGGAGGAGGAGGGAGAGGAGAGAGAGGAGCAGGAGGAGAGAGAGGAGAGAGAGGAGAGAGAGGAGCAGGAGGAGAGGAGGAGGAGGGAGAGGAGAGAGAGGAGCAGGAGGAGAGAGAGGAGCAGGAGGAGAGGAGGAGGAGAGAGAGGAGCAGGAGGAGAGAGAGGAGAGAGAGGAGCAGGAGGAGGAGAGGAGAGAGAGAAGCAGGAGGAGAGGAGGAGAGAGAGGAGCAAGAGGAGAGGAGGAGAGAGAGGAGAGAGAGGAGCAGGAGGAGGGAGAGGAGAGAGAGGAGCAGGAGGAGAGGAGGAGAGAGAGGAGCAGGAGGAGAGGAGGAGAGAGAGGAGCAGGAGGAGGGAGAGGAGCAGGAGGAGGAGAGGAGGAGGAGGAGAGGAAUGGAGCAGGAGGAGAGGAGGAGGAGGGAGAGGAGCAGGAGGAGAGGAGGAGGAGGGAGAGGAGGAGGAGGAGAGAGAGGAGCAGGAGGAGAGGAGGAGGAGGGAGAGGAGGAGGAGGAGAGAGCGGAGCAGGAGGAGAGGAGGAGGGAGAGGAGCAGGAGGAACAGAGAGGAGUACCAUUUUGUUUGAAUAACUCGCCCAUCCUCCCCCCUGUCUCCCCCCUGUCUCCCCCCCUGUCUCCCCCCUGUCUCCCCCCUGUCUCCCCCCCUGUCUCCCCCCCUGUCUCCCCCCUGUCUCCCCCCCUGUCUCCCCCCCUGUCUCCCCCUCACUCAACAUGCAAUCAUGAAAGCAGUGGACGAGCUAAGUGCUAA
Knipowitschia caucasica is the source of this 1560-nucleotide messenger RNA. Lineage: Eukaryota; Metazoa; Chordata; Actinopteri; Gobiiformes; Gobiidae. The record is from the annotation of a GenBank genome assembly.